AUGGCGGGCCCGCCCCUGCCACAGCGGUGCGCUUCACUGCGUUUAAUCGCGAACAGGGCGCGUAUGCGCAGGUUCAGACGAGUGGGUUUGCGCGCAUGGAGCUUCCGCAGUCCCCCGGAACAGUCCGGUGCGUGCCCGCGGGCUCAGGACUCACCUACAAUGCCUUAUAGCGGAGAACUGCGCUGUGUCCUGUGCAGAUGGACGGAUCUUCAGCUCCACUCCCGCCCCUCUGCGACAGACAUCUUUACAGGCACCGAGAGCCGAUCUGCGCAUGCGCCACACAAUACACUCUCCCGCGUCACAGCGGUCGCCAUCUUGGUGUUUGAUUCAUUCUGA
Messenger RNA from Knipowitschia caucasica, 336 nucleotides. NCBI's taxonomy places the organism in Eukaryota, Metazoa, Chordata, Actinopteri, Gobiiformes, Gobiidae. The record is from the annotation of a GenBank genome assembly.